Physeter macrocephalus (sperm whale) is the source of this 2049-nucleotide messenger RNA. Its product is annotated as serine/threonine-protein kinase PAK 1-like. Gene Ontology annotation, molecular function: protein serine/threonine kinase activity; ATP binding. Lineage: Eukaryota; Metazoa; Chordata; Mammalia; Artiodactyla; Physeteridae. The record is from RefSeq and is a predicted model, not a curated record. Gene Ontology annotation, biological process: regulation of MAPK cascade; protein phosphorylation; regulation of actin cytoskeleton organization. Gene Ontology annotation, cellular component: cytoplasm.
AUGUCGAAUAACGGCCUAGAUAUUCAAGACAAACCCCCAGCCCCUCCGAUGAGAAAUACCAGCACUAUGAUUGGAGCUGGCAGCAAAGAUCCUGGAACCCUAAACUACGGUUCCAAACCUCUGCCUGCAAACCCAGAGGAGAAGAAAAAGAAGGACCGAUUUUACCGAGCCAUCUUACCUGGUGAUAAAACAAAUAAAAAGAAGGAGAAGGAACGGCCAGAGAUUUCUCUUCCUUCAGAUUUUGAGCAGAUUCACGUUGGUUUUGAUGCUGUCACAGGUGAGUUUACAGGGAUGCCAGAGCAGUGGGCCUGCUUGCUUCAGACAUCAAAAAUCACUAAGUCAGAGCAGAAGAAAAAUCCGCAGGCUGUCCUGGAUGUAUUAGAAUUUUAUAACUCGAAGAAGACCUCCAAUAGCCAGAAGUACAUGAGCUUUACAGAUAAAUCAGCUGAGUAUUAUAAUUCUUCUAACACUUUGAACUUGAAGACGGUAUCCGAGACCCCUGCAGUGCUACCAGUUUCAGAAGAUGAAGAUGAUGAUGAUGAUGCUACCCCUCCUCCGGUGAUUGCUCCAUGCCCAGAGCACACAAAAUCUGUAUACACACUGUCCGUGAUUGAACCACUUCCUAUUACUCCAACUCGGGAUGUGGCUACAUCUCCCAUUUCACCUACUGAGAAUAAUACCACUCCGCCAGAUGCUCUGACCCGGAAUACUGAGAAGCAGAAGAAGAAGCCUAAAAUGUCUGAUGAGGAGAUCUUGGAGAAAUUACGGAGCAUAGUGAGUGUGGGCGAUCCUAAGAAGAAAUACACACGGUUUGAGAAGAUUGGACAAGGUGCUUCAGGCACUGUGUACACUGCAAUGGAUGUGGCCACAGGACAGGAGGUGGCCAUUAAGCAGAUGAACCUUCAGCAGCAGCCGAAGAAACAGCUGAUUAUUAAUGAGAUCCUGGUCAUGAGGGAAAACAAGAACCCAAAUAUUGUGAACUACUUGGACAGUUACCUCGUGGGAGAUGAGCUAUGGGUUGUCAUGGAAUAUUUGGCUGGAGGUUCUUUGACAGACGUGGUAACAGAAACCUGCAUGGAUGAAGGCCAGAUUGCAGCUGUGUGCCGUGAGUGCCUGCAGGCUUUGGAGUUUCUGCAUUCGAGCCAAGUUAUUCAUAGAGACAUCAAAAGUGACAACAUCCGGUUGGGAAUGGAUGGCUCUGUCAAGCUAACUGAUUUUUGAUUCUGUGCCCAGAUCACCCCAGAGCAGAGCAAACGGAGCACUAUGGUGGGAACACCGUACUGGAUGGCACCAGAAGUUGUGACACGGAAGGCCUAUGGGCCUAAGGUUGACAUUUGGUCCCUGGGCAUCAUGGCCAACGAAAUGAUUGAAGGGGAGCCCCCAUACCUUAAUGAAAAUCCUCUGAGAGCCUUGUACCUCAUCGCCACCAAUGGGACCCCGGAGCUUCAGAACCCAGAGAAGCUGUCAGCUAUCUUCCGAGACUUUCUGAACCGCUGUUUUGAAAUGGAUGUGGAGAAGAGAGGUUCAGCUAAAGAGCUGUUGCAGCAUCAGUUCCUGAAGAUUGCCAAGCCCCUCUCCAGCCUCACUCCACUGAUUGCUGCAGCAAAGGAGGCAACCAAGAACAAUCACUAAAACCACGUCACCCCAGCCUCAUUGUGCCAAGCCUUCUGUGAAAUAAAUGCUCAUUUCGGAAAUUCCAGCCCCUGAUGCUCUUCCUUGUCUUGCUCCUCCCCUUUCCUGAUCUAGUGCUCUCAAGACUUUGAUCCUUGAAAACCAUGUGCCCAGCAUUGAGGAGAACUGCAGUUGACUAAUCGGAUGAUGGCCAUUUUAAAAUAAGGAAUUUGCUCCCAAUCUGUGGAUGUGAGGGUGGUUUAUGAUCAAGGGCUUAUAUGAAUAAACCCUUGGACUCCUAUUUCUACAUAGCAAAAUCCUUCCCCCACCAAUCAGUUCUUGACUGUAUAAAUUUUUGGCUUUAUAACAUUAUCAAUUUGCAGUCGGUUGAGAUUUUUCUUUAGUGGUUGCUUUUCUAUUUCAAAACUGCCCAAACAC